AUGCACAUUUCUUGCUUACCACCCAAAACUUUUGGGUUUAAAAGGAUACUCGACGAUAGUAAACGUCAUCAAAUAAAGCAUCGUAAUUUAUUGUUAAAGUUACACCAAAGAUCUUGUAAUAAUAAUGUAUUGGGUGAGACCGCGACUUCUCUAUCAAGGAACGCUCCUGUUAUUGUAUCAUUUGCCAACAUAUGGCGAACAGGUUCUUGUAAUUCUAAUGCCACCGAUAUCUUUUUAUAUAUGCUCGGUUAUAAACGCAGAAAAGUUUCUCAUGGAAACUUUUCUCAACGACAACCGCCACCAUAUCCUAAUACGUGUGCUGCUGCAACUUUUGAACGUAUUCUCGUAUCAUGGCAAAGAGGUAACCGAAGAAAAAAUAACUUUAAAAGAACCAGCAGAAUGUCUAAAGCUCAAUUUUUAUGGAUCGAUUUAAACUUUUAUAAAUUAUCGUUGUCACGAAGCCAGCUAAAAAGUCGUUUGACAAUUUGUAGUAGUCAUUUACUAUCAACGGAGAUUCCUCGCAUAAAUUAUAAGAAAUCUUUUUCGAUUAUGAAUUUACCGAUAUAUAAUUUGGCAUGCUAUUCCUCCAAAUCAUCAAGAAGCAGCAAGAAUAAAGGAAAGUCAUCAUCACUCGAAGAAACUCUAAAUCGUCAACUUCAAAAUAAUGACACGAAUAUUGGAGAGAUAUGGACAACUUAUAUGCAAAUUGUGACGAAUAAAAGACUUUUAAACUUGAGUCGAGAACAGAUUCACGCGUUAAUGCAUCACAUAUUAAGAAAGGAAUCUAGCAUAGAGGCCAUUCAAAAAUUAUCAACUAUGCUCGAUCACAUGAGAUUACAUGGAUACGAGAUAUUACAGGAUGAGCACACGUUUUUAAUAGAAGCAUAUGUAGGUGAUGGAAACUUGGAAGAUGCGCGUGCUCUAUUUGACCAAAUCUAUCGAAUGAAUCCAUCCUGUAAGGCGGCCAAUUCUAUGAUCGAAGCGUAUGAAAAAGAAAAUAAUCUUGAUCAAGUGGAAGACAUUCUUAAGAUGAUGAAGAAAGAAGAAAUUGUUGGGGAUUCGAUUACAAAAAAGACAUUAAUACGAAUUUUCACGAAAAAUAUGAGUAGUGGUUCCAUAUCAAAUUUUAACCAAUUAGUGAAGCGACAGCUUGUUGACGCUGAUUUAGCAAGGGAAGUGUUAAUAGGAUAUGCUAAGAAUGGGCUAUUAAAUGAAGCUCUCGAACUAUACUUUAACAUGAGAGCAUCAGAACUUCAAAUAGAACUUGAUGAUUAUUUAAUGAUUAUAAAUGGACUGAAUGAUAAAAAUCAAACAAAAGAAGCAUUGUGGAUGAUUGAUGAAUUGAUUUCUUCGAAAUUGGUUUUGAAUGAAGAAGCCUGUGAAGUUAUUUGCGAUUUGUAUUUAUCGACUUCAAAUCUGGAUAAAAAUUAUGAAUUCCUGGUUAGAAUGUUGAAGAAAGGAUAUAAGAUGGAUAUUCGAAUGUUCAAUAAAUUGAUCGAUAGAUACUCGAGCCUUGGAAAAGUAAAUUCAACGCUUUCACUGGUCACUAGAAUGAAAGAAAGUGGGAUUGAACCUGACUAUGAAACGUACACAUCAAUGCUCAGAUUGUUCACCAAUGUCAAUGAUACAGAUGCAAUGGAAAAAGUGUUUAAUCGAAUGGUCCAGGAAGGAUUUGAUCCUAAUAUUGCUGUCUAUAAUUUACUAACUACAGGAUACUCUCGAACAUACAAUGUGUCAAAAGCCUUUGAAGUAUGUCGGACAAUGCUGAAUACCGGAAUUGAACCAAAUGAAUUCACCUAUAACGGAUUAAUCUCACUUUUCGCUGAGAGAUCUGAUCCUAUUGGUGCGACUCUGUUGUUUAAUGAAAUGAAAGCAUUUGACAUUCGAUCAAAUGUAUAUACGUAUACUUCUUUGAUUAAGGCUUACGCAUGGACGAAGGAUAUCAAUGGGGCAGAGAAGAUCAUGCGAAAUAUGAGAAUUUCUGGGAUAGAACCAAAUGAAGUGACCUACAAUAUCAUCAUGAAUGCUUAUUCAAAAAACAAUGAUUUUGAUUCUGUUCGAUCGAUAUUUCAAGAAAUGCUUCGACUAAAUUUAAAACCAAAUUCUCAUACCUAUAGUUGUCUCAUGGAGGGAUUCUGUAGAGUUGGAAAUCUGAAGGCCGCCGAAUCACUGCUGGCAAAAGUGAAGGAAUCUAGCGCUAUAAAGCCAGAGGUUCAUCUUUACACCAUAUUAAUUAAUGCGUAUGCCAAACAGAAAAAUUUGACCCGAGUGUUUGAGAUUUACGAGGACAUGAUCAAGCAAAAAAUUGAGCCUACACACUUCACUUACGCUAUACUAAUCAAUGGAAAUGCACGAAUUGGUAAGAUUGAUUUUGCUCGAAAGCUUUUGUCGGAGCUUAUUGAACAGUCGAAAAAAAUUGCAAGAUUUGAGGAAAUUCAGUGGAGAGAUCGAUUACCUGCACAUGUAUUUACACCCUUAAUGGACGCUUAUGCAAAACAAGGACAAUUUGAAGAGGCUAAAGAGAUAUUUGCUGAAAUGAUUGCUCAGGGAAUACGACCUCAAGGACAUGCAUACACAAUUCUAAUGGAUGCAUGUCGUACUAUUGGAGAUUAUGAAGGUGUUUGGAAUAUAUGGCAGGCUAUGCGUAAAGAUCUGGAAUCUGAAAAACUUGCAGAAUCCUCGUCCUCAUUCUCGCCGAAUCUUAAGUCAAUAGAUUCAUCAAAUGAAAGACUUAUAAAGGGAUCAUCAAUCUUAGAGUCUAUACCGAAAUCAAAUCCUAUAACACCACCACCUCAUGCAAUAUCCAUACUCUUUGACGCGUUAAUGUCGUCAAAGAGAUACGACCUUGUUGAGAAGGAGUGGCAAAAACUCCAAUCCGAAGGCUUUCCAUUUGACUCUGACAACUUAAAUAAAUAUGUAUGUAUGUUAAUACUUUCCCGAAAAAUUAUACAAGCGUGUAAUAUAAUAAAAGAUCGAUUAAUACAAGGAUGGGACCCAAAAUUUGCAUUCUGGCGCCUGGAAUAUGAGAAGCCAUUAGAGGUACUUAGAUCUCAAAAAAAUGAAGCAUUAGCACGAAAAAAAGCCAAACCAUUCUACCCGCAGAAAAAAACAUUACUUUUGUUAUGGCGAGUGCUCGAAGAUAUGAGAUCCGGAAAAUCGAUAAUAAUUAAUGAUAUGCUUGAAGAAACUACUUCUAGUAAUAAUACUGAUAAAUCUAUCGUGAAAAUUCAAACAUUAGAUGAUAUUUUACGGACUUAUCCAGAGUUGGUAUUUGCUGCACAAAGAAUUGCUAAAGUAGAAGAAAUACAAUUACGGAGUCACCAGUACAGAAAUCUAAUAUAUAAUUAA
This is a messenger RNA of Ambispora leptoticha, 3348 nucleotides long. The record is from the annotation of a GenBank genome assembly. NCBI's taxonomy places the organism in Eukaryota, Fungi, Glomeromycota, Glomeromycetes, Archaeosporales, Ambisporaceae.